Molecule: messenger RNA, 4719 nt
Organism: Capronia coronata CBS 617.96
Lineage: Eukaryota; Fungi; Ascomycota; Eurotiomycetes; Chaetothyriales; Herpotrichiellaceae
Exons: 1
Coding region: 1-4719 (1572 amino acids)
Biological process (GO): siRNA processing
Cellular component (GO): RISC complex; cytoplasm; nucleus
Molecular function (GO): ribonuclease III activity; ATP binding; DNA binding
Source: RefSeq, a predicted model, not a curated record
AUGGCCAUCCACGAUCAAGCUGCUCUGGGUGGUCAUACUGGCUCAGACCUCAUCAAUUUUGGUCAGGAAGACCAAGACUACCUCACGGACUCCGAUGACGGAUCUCUUUCCGCCUCACAGAUCUCAGUCGGCAAUGUCAACUCGGAUCGAGAAGCCAACAAGGCUGCUCUAGUCGACUAUGUUCUCGGCCGGGCCAACGAUGACCAUGAGAACGACCCACCAUCUUCCACGAAAGCUAAAUCCCAGGGCUCCGACAGCAUCAUCGACAAGGCGCGCGAAUACCAACAGGAAUUGUUUGAGCGGGCAAAGGAAGAGAACGUCAUUGCCGUACUGGACACUGGCAGCGGAAAGACAUUGAUUGCCGCCCUGUUGAUUCGACAUUUCUUGCAACAAGAGCUCAUCGACCGAAGUCAAGGCAGACCAGCUAAAAUCGUCUUCUUCCUUGUCAACAGCGUUCCUCUUGCGAAUCAACAAGCGAGAUUCCUCAACAACAAUCUGCCGCAAAAUGUGAUCGCUCUCUACGGGGAUUCAAGCGAUGGCCUUUGGAGGAAAGCGGAAUGGGACAAAAUAUUUACCGACAACAGCGUUGUCGUUUGCACAGCUCCUGUUCUCGACGGAUGUCUGAUGCACGGUUACCUGAACAUGGGACAGAUCUCCUUGAUCGUCUUUGACGAAGCUCAUCACUGCAAGAAGAACCAUCCGUAUUCGAGGAUCAUUCGGGACUAUUAUCUCAAAUGGAAGGGCACUCGACCUCGCAUUUUCGGCAUGACCGCUUCCCCCGCAGAUGAAUCAAGGCGAGAUAUUACUCAAGUUGUCAGUGACCUCGAAGCGCUGUUGCAAAGCAAGAUCGUCACAACUCGUGAUCAAUCUGUUUUCGACUUCGCUCCGAAGCCAACGGACGAGUACUGGAAGUAUCCGCCGCUCCUGGGGCACUUUGAGACAGCUUUACAUACUCGACUCCGCCCAUUGUGUGGCACCAUCGAAGACUUUGAGCAGUAUUUCUUCUUCUCCACCAUCGCCUCCAGCCAACUUGGCGCCUGGGCAGCUGACAGAGUCUGGAGAUAUGCGCUUCCUACGUCGGAACAUGGGGUUGCAAAUAUCAUCAACAAGCUGGAGCGGAGUUCUGCUUACAUCCAAGAUACGGACAACCAUAGACGCGAAUCGGCGCUGAGUUCUGUUAGGGAGGCUAUUUCGGUCGUCAAGUCGCACUGCUUUGGGCCUCCGUGUCUGGACAAUGGGCGGGAAUUGUCUUCCAAAGUAAGAUAUCUGUACGACCGGCUCAAGCAACGAUAUUCAGAGUUCCCCACCACCAGAGCAAUCGUCUUCGUCGAGCAGAGAUUGACGGCAUUCGUCCUUCGCGAUCUCUUUGAGAUGUUGGACUUGCCCAAUCUACGACCAGGAGUUCUUGUUGGUGUUGGCCAAAAGAGUGCCGAGUCGAGUUCGUGGAAAGAUCAAGAAGCCGCACUGGACAGCUUCCGGACCGGGGUCAUCAACGUGAUCUUCGCUACCAGUGUAGCCGAAGAAGGUAUCGACAUACCCCAGUGCAACUUGGUGGUUAGAUUUGACCUUUACAAAACCCCGAUCCAGUACAUGCAAAGUCGUGGACGUGCUCGAAUGAGAGGUUCCAUCUAUGCACACAUGAUGGAAGUGGGCAAUCACAGUCAGCAAUCACUUGUUGACUAUGCUCGUGAUCAAGACGAGUACAUCAGAAUGUUCUGUCAACAACUUCCUCCAAACAGAUUGUUGGGCCAGGGGUCACGUUUGAGGCAAAUCAUGGCUCGAGACACGAGCUGUCAGAUUUUCAAAACAUCGUCUGGAGUCAUUGCCAACUACAGCAACGCACUUAUGCUUCUGAACCGGUAUGCAGAGUCAUUGCAGAAGGUUGGGGCAACGUCAGGAGAGGUGUACGAAGAGAUCAUCGAUGUGGAAGAAAACAUGUUUAGGUAUAAAGUCAUUCUGCCUGUAACAGACGAUGAACGCACCGCAGCAGUCAAAGGUGCUCGAGGUGAUGCCCGGACCAACAAGGUGUUGGCAAAACGCUCCGCAGCCUGGCAUUGCUGCUACAAACUACGCCAGGCACGUCUUUUGGAUGAGAACCUGGACAGUAUCUUUGUCAAAGUCAAGCCUGCCAACCUGAAUGCUCGAACCGCCGUGUCGGAAAAGAAGGAUGAUUACGAAAAGAAACUCAAACCAGAUUUCUGGGUGACCAGCGGAGUUGGAACCUCUGAGCUGCCAACAGAACUGUUCGUCACCCAUGUGCAUCUUGAGCCUCAGUCACCAUCUUGGCAUACGGACGGCCUCUUGCUUCUGACGCGAUCUGCCUUGCCAGAUCUACCAUCUUUUCCGGUAUUCGUAGACGACAAUCUUGAAAUAGAGGUCGUGUUCAAGCGCAUCGAGGGCCCCAUAUUCGUCAAUCCUGACCAGGUCGAAGCCCUGACGAAAUACACGCUCAGUGGAGUAUUUGAAGACGUUUUCAACAAGACUUACAUGCACGAUUCCAAGUCCAUGAGCUACUGGCUAGCUCCCCCUUUGAAGAAAGACUUGGUCGGAAGCAGAACCUUUGAAGACGUGGUGAAUGUGCCUGAUCUUCUUGUUGCUGGCUCUUCAGAACGACAGCAAUGGAGGCCAGCCAACAGUUCGGAUCCUAAGCUCACAAACGCUGAAAAAUGGUGCAAUGCGUUUCUGGUUGACCCGGGUAGUGGGAAAUUUCACUACUUUACCCACGGUAUCGUCUCCGGGAAAUCCAUCUGGGACGCCCCGCCCGACACGGUGCAGGCCGUCCAGAAGAAACACAAAGACAACAUCAUUGAGUUCACAGACAGUACCUGGCGCAAGAAGGGCACAGGUCCGGCCUUGUUAGACAGCAAGUACGAUCCCAACCAACCAGUUCUUGAAGCUAAAAUGGUCAUUCCUGGACGAAACUUUCUCGAGAGAUGUCCUAAAGAUCAUCAGCGAUAUGCCAUGUGCCUGAUUGCGCCACAGCCACUCCAAAUCGCCCGAGUUUCUUACUCAAUGGCACAGAUCUGUCAACUGUGGCCGUCCAUCCUGCAUAGAUUUGAAUCUUAUCUCAUCGUCGGCGAAGCGUUUGAGAAGCUGAACCUACGCGAAGUACCUUAUCACCUGGCCCUGGAAGCUUAUACCAAAGACAAGAGUGCUGAAGGCGACAUGGAUCAGGAAGAAGCUCUACAUCAGGGUUUGACUAACGGCGAGGAGCCUGCCGAAGGGAGAUCAGCAUUGAACUAUGAACGACUGGAAUUCAUCGGCGAUUCGCUCCUCAAAAUGAUGACAACCAUCACGGUGUUCAACCGAACAACCUGCGACGAAGAAGGAAUGCACUGUAAACGCAUGGCCUUGAUUUCGAACAGUCGACUGUUCAAUGUCGCUUCCUCGCCGCAAUACGAACUCUAUCGCUAUAUCCGCGCAGGGGCUGAAGACCAUUGGCGUGAUACGUGGUAUCCCGAGUUCCUGGAAUUGAAGAAAGGUCGAGUGAUCAAAAUGACGGAUAAACACCGCAAACAAGCGCUCGGAAAGAAGUCGAUAGCGGAUGUUUGUGAAGCGACGAUUGGAGCUUGUGUCAUGACAACCCAGCAUCUACAGACGGAGGAAAGAUUCGAUCUGGGGAUCAAAGCGAUCACGAAAUUGGUUGAUGACGACGACCACGCUAUCACUUCGUGGAAAGAAAUUCGAACAAUGUACAGGCCGCCAAAAUGGUCAACGGCAUUGAACGACCCAGUUGCAAACGAUUUGGCCCGAAAGAUCUUCGAUAUUACGGGAUAUAGAUUCAAGAAUCCAUGCCUGUUACGAUCCGCAUUCACCCAUUCCUCGGACCAGAACUCUCCAGUACCGGAUCUGCAACGCCUGGAGUUCUUGGGCGACGCUUGUCUCGACUGGGUCUGUAUCUGGUGGUUGUUCUCCAUCAACCCGACGCGCAAUCCGCAAUGGUUGACGGAACACAAGAUGGCCAUGGUCUCGAACAAGUUCCUCGCGGCGCUCGCCGUGACCUUGGGCUUCAACAAACUCAUCUACGCCUCGGGCCCAGCCCUGUACGCCGAAAUCGGCACCUACGCGGCCAACGUGCAGCAAGCGUACAGCGAAGAAGGGGUCAAACCUGAUUUCUGGACACGCAUGACUUCAGGCACGUACCCGCCCAAAGCACUGGCUGAUUUGGUCGAAAGCUACCUCGGUGCGGUGCUGGUCGACUCCGGGUUUGACUUCCGUGAGAUCGAGAAGUUCUUCCAAAAUCAUGUCAAAUGGUUCUUCGAGGACAUCGAGGCCUACGACACGUUUGCUAAUCGCCACCCUACCACACAUUUGUUCCGGCUUUUGCGAGAGGAGUUUCGAUGUGUCAAGAGCGAGCCGGUGGUUAUUGUUGGCUCUGUCAAGCCUACCACCUCUAGGCCCUCACAUCACAAUACUCAUGGUGAUGAUGGCGAUGGUGAUGGAGGAGGAGGGGCCGGAGAAGAGGAUGACGAUGGGGCAGGUGAUGAAGCUGUUUCAGGUGUCAUGGUCCAUGUUGCUUGGUUUGUUCAUGGACGUAGGGUCGCUGUAAGUCAGGGGCAGGGAGCCAAAUACGCCAAAGUCCGCGCGAGUAAGUCUGCAUUGAAGAUUCUGGGGAAAUUGAAGGUCGAUGAGUUCCGGAAGGAAUGGGGGUGUGAUUGUGUGCAGAAGAAAGAACCCGAAACUGGGAGUGACAGAGACAGUGACAGAGAGCCUGCUUGA